Molecule: messenger RNA, 782 nt
Organism: Trichobilharzia regenti
Lineage: Eukaryota; Metazoa; Platyhelminthes; Trematoda; Strigeidida; Schistosomatidae
Source: the annotation of a GenBank genome assembly
GAUACCAAUCAAAAUCUAACGAAGAGAAAUAUAAUAAAUUAUGUUUCGAAGCCUGUUUACUUGCUGCGGAGCUGCUGUCUGUUGAACAUAAGAACGCUGUGGAUGCCGUAGAGGCUACUGUUGCUUAUUUAGAAGACUGUCCAUUAACCAAUGCGGGAAUUGGGAGUAAUUUAACUAUAAAUGGGUUUGUCGAGUGUGACGCAGGCAUAAUGAGUAGUUCUACCCAUCGGUUUGCUGGGAUCGGUGCCGUCCGAAAUGUAAGAAAUCCUGUGAAAGUUGCAAGACUUCUUCUACAGUCGCAGAUUGACUACCCUUUGGGUGAAAAUGGACGUGUCCAGCCAUCUUUACUUUUCGGUGAUGGGGUUCAUGACUGGGUAGCUUCGAAAGGACACUUUAUUGAUACCUGUGAUCUUACCACUACAACUUCAAAAUUAUUGUGGAAAAAAUACACAAGUUGGUUAAACAAUGGUGACGAGACAAAUGGGAAUGCGAAUAUUACCGAUUGUAUGCCUGGGUGUAGUUAUUCCAGUGAAGAGAACAAAUCCAGCUCUGACACCGUCGGUGCUGUAUGCGUCGACUUGGAAGGGAACAUUGCCUCUGCGGCGUCAAGCGGUGGUAUUGCAGUAAAAUACGAGGGUCGUAUUGGUCAGGCAUGUACAUACGGUUGUGGUUGCUGGGCAGAGGAACUCAGUUUGUAUUCCCGAAUCGGUACUGUCACUUCUGGCAUAGGCGAACAGUUACUAACUGAUGAUUUCCAAUUUCAGGUUCAAGGGAAAGUGUGA